AGAACAUGUCCGAUGCGGAUGAACAUGGCUCGAGUUUUGAGAGCAAAUCUGAGGCCCAGCGUGCCUGGCUCCUCGUCUUCCAACUCGUUCUCCAAAAACAAUGUCGUUUCUUAAUCGAGAACGCCAAGCUCCCGGCUGAUAUUGAGUGUGUGGUGAGGGAUCUAUGGACGCUCCAGUUGUUCACCCCGUCGGCGAGGAUUUUAUUCGAUCAUCACCGACAUGACUUCCCACCAUCACCGUCAACAAGGAGCGUCCACUCCUUCCGGUCUGGGCCGUCUCGUAGAGACCCGCUUGAACAUGGUUAUCCCUCAGUAAAUGACGAGGUCCGUUUGUCGGGUUAUUCCCAGCAUGGAGACUCGCUCGAUCUACCAUCGUCACCGCCGCUUGACCAUCGGCUCGAGCAGACGAAGAGAUUUCGGGCACAGGCGAGCUCAUCCGAUCCUCCCGAGCUGCCACAUGGCUAUCCACCAUCCACCCCUCCUAUUCGCCUGCCAUCCAGUCCUGAAGAUGACUCCGACGCGGGGCCCUAUGGCGACUUUGACAGGUCGGAGCAAAGAAGUGAUCCCGCGAUGGCGCUCCGAGGGAUUGUCAGCCGUUUAUUGGGGUCUCACCGCAGACAUGCUCGCAGUUUCAGCGCUCUCGCUAGCAGCGUCCAUGAGUUCUCACAAUCGGAAACGCCGGGUGUGAGAUCAUACCAGCCGUCCGCAGUCCCCGAUUUCUCCGACCCCCCCCGACUGAUUGAUUCCCUGGCCAUCUGCUACUUGGCUUGUCGACUGCUUCGACUCCCCGUCCGCAUCGCAGAUCUGCACUACUGGGCCGAUUCAUGGGAUCUGGUGUUUUGUCGCGCCGACGAGGGCGUACCUCAAGACCUUCGCACCAAGUUGGACCAAAGGGGCCGAUCCGCUCUGGCAAUUCCAGCUCUAUUGCCAGACAAACUUCAACGGGCCAUCCUUGACUCGCAAAUCGCCUACCAGACCCGCUUCCACAUCACGUUCCCGGCUCCCGACUGGCCGGUCGUCACGCUACAGUAUCUGGGUGAUCUCGGUCUCCCCAUCGAGGUCUACUCUGCGGUGAAAAGUCUUCGUGCCUUUGUGCUUCCCCAAUCCACCCUUGCGAUGCCAGACGAUCGGCGUCCACGGAUCGAGGAUAUGCCAGAAUGCCGAAUUGCAGGACUCCUCGUCAUUGCAGUGGCUCUUCUAUUCCCUUUCUCUCCCCUCCCCGAUGACGACAUGGAUUGGGACGAUACCGACGAUUCCUCGACAUUUUCAGAUGCAUCUCACUUGCCUGACGCCGACGGGCAUGACAAUUUAUGUCAAUCGGAUCCAAUGACAUCUAAUACUGGGCAUCCUAGUCCACAGGACGAUGACACGGUCGACUACCGAGCUGGCCUCAAUUUAGAUGAGUCGGAAACGACAAUUACUGGCGCCAUCGACACCGAGCCAUUUUUCAAUUGGGAGGAAUGGCUACAAGACCGAGCUGAGUAUCACCGUUGCCGCAUUUCCAAAACCGGGAAGCUGGGCAUGUCACGGAUACGCCAGAUAACCCGCCCUUCCGCCAUGGCCGAAGUAGCACCUGUCGAAAUCGAUGCCUACAUGAAAUGGUAUCACCAUAUCUAUACGACCCCACGUUCCCAGCGCAAAUUCCGACAACGCCGAAGGAAUCUCUUGACCGCUUUAAUGAAGACCUUCACAGUUGCAGGGUCGGACCAGCAGAGUGGAUCGGCGCACCCGUUUUUUAGUCUUCGUGAGCACCAGGAAUUGAUCACGCAUGGUCUGAAACGGCUGUUGGAUAGUUGCGACUGCCUCCACCCGAUUACCCUAGGAGUCUCUCGGGGCGAAGGGGUCGAUCUGCCUACGCGGGACGCGAGUAUCAGGGGCAUCGCCACGGAAACCCGACAGCCCUUGGCAGAGGCGGUUGUAUCCCAAGAGCGGAAUUCAUUUCCAGUGAAUGAUCAUCUCUCAAGGCGCAGUCAUUGUAGAGAACGUGGAGAGACCGCCGAUCCUGCCCAUACCGACGUGGCACACGUCAAAGGGGGUCGUUCGAUUCCAAUCGCGAGACGGUCAGAUCGGCUCGCUCAACCGCCCACACAGGUUCCCGUUGUAGAGUCAGGCUCUAACAUGCCUUCCAAAGCGCCGGGUUUCAGCAAAUGGAAGGACAUCCGAAGACCCCGGUUGGAGGCACGUUUGGCAACAAGGGAGCGCUUUCGGGAUGGGUGGCAAGAUGAAGUUCCCGAGCAAGGUGGUAGGUCCGCAGAGAGUGAAGAGGAGCUUCUCGAUGAUUUGGAUUUCGAAGGCGAAUGGGUCGAUCAAAAUGAACCACCGGAAGUCCAACCGUUAGGGCAGGAUCCUCGAGAUGCAACAGACCCCAAGGAGUUAGCUCGUCGGAAAGGGAAAGUACUUUCCAGCGCCUUUAUCCACGAAGUGGCGCGUGUUUCCGCACUGUCAUCCGAGACUCUCGCUAAGGCUGUAACUACCAUGGCACGGGACUUGGAAGCCAAGCUCGGAGCGGAGUCCCCGUCGAGUUCAGAUCCGUUUUUGGGGGAAGCAUGGCGAGUCGAUGAUGAUGGGGACGUUGGUCCCGGUUCUUCUCAACUUGACGACAUGCGAGAAGCAUUCCGGCGCUUGCAAACGGAGACCUCCGACCUGAGUGAAAUCGAGAUAUCGACCGCCCAUGUCAAUCCAAGGUCUCCUUCAAACCAUUCAGUCGAGUCCCCGAUCGCAAACUAUGACACGGAUGAGGAGGAUACAUUGUUUCAAAGAGUCUUUGAAAAUCGCCGAGAUUCAUAUGCCAGUCACGGAACGAUGGCAGGGUCGACACAUCCAGGUAGCCGCAAACGAUCGACAUCGAGACGAGAUCCGAUCUUCACCCAGUCUUCUCGAAUCGACUCAGAGCCAAGGUUGGACAUUCCGAAUGAUCCGACCAUGUUGAUGGACCUUGACGGUCCCGAUCUUGGACGUGGGGAACAUGUCGAAAGCGGUAUGGGCGAUCACGAUGAAGCGCAGUUUUCGCAGGGCGUGGAACCCACAUUGAACCAUCCAUGGUGGAGAGGAUGGCACGAUGCAGAGACAGGGCAGCAUGACAAUGCGAUGAUUGACAAGAAGGAUGAGGGAGAGCCGUUCAGAGAUGUGGGGUCGGAUAUUCGAAGCGAUCUCGAAAAAGGCAGGGCAUGGCGGGAGGUGCAGGAUAAAUACAGGGAUUUCUACAAGCCUGGGUGACUCUCCAGCCCAGGGCUGUCGGCGCUGGCUAUGGUUAACGAGCACUAUAUCGAUUAUGAAUUAAUGGAAGAUGGUGAAUUUCAGAGUACAUCUCUACAGCCCUUCCGGAUCCUCCACGCGCAACCCCUCGAGUACACUGGGUUCCAUACGGACGCCCACCGCUUCUCCGCAAC
Molecule: messenger RNA, 3388 nt
Organism: Eremomyces bilateralis CBS 781.70
Lineage: Eukaryota; Fungi; Ascomycota; Dothideomycetes; Eremomycetales; Eremomycetaceae
Exons: 3
Coding region: 6-3215 (1069 amino acids)
Biological process (GO): RNA polymerase I preinitiation complex assembly; nucleolar large rRNA transcription by RNA polymerase I
Cellular component (GO): RNA polymerase I core factor complex; RNA polymerase transcription factor SL1 complex
Molecular function (GO): RNA polymerase I core promoter sequence-specific DNA binding
Source: RefSeq, a predicted model, not a curated record